Acipenser ruthenus (sterlet) is the source of this 5285-nucleotide messenger RNA. Its product is annotated as V-type proton ATPase subunit d 1. Bases 181 to 1236 code for a protein of 351 amino acids. Gene Ontology annotation, molecular function: proton-transporting ATPase activity, rotational mechanism. The record is from RefSeq and is a predicted model, not a curated record. The transcript has 8 exons. NCBI's taxonomy places the organism in Eukaryota, Metazoa, Chordata, Actinopteri, Acipenseriformes, Acipenseridae. Gene Ontology annotation, biological process: vacuolar transport; vacuolar acidification; proton transmembrane transport. Gene Ontology annotation, cellular component: proton-transporting V-type ATPase, V0 domain; vacuolar proton-transporting V-type ATPase complex; early endosome.
CACCUGACUGCCUACGCAAGGACUUGCAGGCGUCACCUGACCAGGGCGGUCACGUGCCUUCGCUUCCUGCUCCGUACAGCCGGUUUCCGUUCGGUGUCUCUGUCGCCGUAAAGUACUGGUCAUAUUAUUCACAAUUAAAUACGCAGUUAAAUAAAAAUAAAAUAAACCAAAAUAAGCACCAUGUCAAUCUUCCCAGAGCUUUACUUCAACGUGGAUAACGGCUACUUGGAAGGGCUGGUCCGGGGUUUCAAAGCAGGAAUUCUGUCUCAGGGAGAUUAUCUGAAUCUUGUUCAGUGCGAGUCACUGGAAGAUCUGAAGCUGCACCUACAAAGCACAGAUUAUGGGAAUUUUUUGGCAAACGAGGCCUCUCCUCUCACCGUGUCUGUCAUUGAUGACAAGCUGAAGGAGAAGAUGGUGGUGGAGUUUCGCCACAUGAGGAACCAGUCCUACGAGCCACUGGCCAGCUUCCUUGAUUUUAUCACGUACAGUUACAUGAUCGACAAUGUUAUCCUUUUAAUUACUGGCACAUUGCAUCAACGAUCCAUCUCGGAGCUGGUUCCAAAGUGCCACCCCUUGGGAAGCUUUGAGCAGAUGGAGGCUGUGAAUAUUGCCCAGACACCUGAAGAGCUUUAUAAUGCUAUCUUGGUAGAUACUCCCCUAGCUGCGUUUUUUCAGGACUGUAUAUCCGAGCAGGAUCUUGAUGAAAUGAACAUUGAAAUUAUUAGAAAUACACUGUACAAAGCAUACUUGGAGUCUUUCUACAAGUUCUGUUAUACAUUGGGAGGUACAACCGCAGACACCAUGUGUCCUAUUCUUGAAUUUGAAGCAGACAGAAGAGCUUUCAUCAUCACCAUAAACUCCUUUGGAACUGAGCUGUCAAAAGAAGACCGCGCUAAGCUCUUUCCUCAUUGUGGCAAGCUGUACCCAGAAGGGCUGGCACAGUUGGCUAGGGCAGACGACUACGAGCAAGUCAAAGCGGUGGCAGACUACUAUCCUGAAUAUAAACUUCUUUUUGAAGGAGCUGGAAGCAAUCCUGGAGACAAAACCCUUGAGGACAGGUUCUUUGAACACGAGGUGAAGCUGAACAAGCUGGCAUUUCUGAACCAGUUUCACUUCAGUGUGUUUUACGCUUAUGUGAAACUGAAGGAGCAGGAGUGCAGGAACAUCGUGUGGAUUGCAGAAUGCAUUGCUCAAAGACACCGAGCCAAGAUCGACAACUACAUUCCUAUCUUCUAAAUCUCCAGUCCUGGAGCCCUGCAUUAAUAGAUGGUACCCGUCUCACUGUAUUGAUCAGCGAUUGUAUGGUCAUUUACAAAAUGGGCGGAAAAACAAACAAAAAAAAGAAACGUAGUGAUGUCUCGCCAUUUAAAAAAAAACAAAAAAAACUUUUUGAGUUGUAGUUAUUUUGUGUUUUGAUUCGAUUUAACACUAAAUGUACAGUACAGUGAUUUAUGUUUCUAUCUAUCCAGCAGUAGCACAGCUCCCGUAUUGGUUCUGUAUCUGCAGACAAGCAUGUUUUCAACAAGUAACUUAUAAGGGAAGGUAUUAGUUGAUACAGUUUCUGCUUCUAUUAACAUUUGCUGCAUUUUAUUUCAGCAUUACCUAAGUAAUCCACAAAAAUAAUCCCAUUAAAUGUUUUUCUGAUUACUUUUUGCCCGUAAAGGAAUAGGAUAGUGGAAAGUUAAUUUGAGUCUGUUUACUUGACUGUACAACAUCAGUGUUUUGGUGCUGUGCUAGUUAUACUUUAACUUGUGACAAAGCCUAAGCUGCCUCAGUUUGAGUUAACCAUUGUUUGUUCAUUGUGACUCAAGACUAUUGUAGUACAGGUGUGGUGUUAUGUGAGAAUUAAUCUGGAUCAUACUGAGGCUGCAUGAAGGACCCUUCGUCAAAGUCCUGUCAGAUCCUUGCAUCACGACAAGGCAGUUUGAUAUUAAGUGCAGCUAUUCUGCACUUGGGCCUGGCAGAAUACUGAAUUUGAAUUAUUCAUAGUCGUACCCUGCAUAUUAUAAAUGGAACAUUAACUAGAAGAGAACAAGGACUUUUUUUCAUGUUGGCUAGAUAACCUAUGCAAGUAUUACAUGCCAUGUUCAUAAAUCAUUAAUAUGACUUUUACAUUUACAACCAUAACUAAUGCUUUAUAAAUAUGGACCUUGGCGCAUAUUUUUGAUUCAUGAAUCAAAACAGCAAGAGAGGUUUAAUCCCUGUAGCCUUUUUGUUUUAAAUUCAAAACAUGGUAAUGCAUUUUGUAAUUUUGUGCUAUUUGAGAUGUAGACUUGCUUUGAUUACGUAUGCAUUUUCAAUGCAGCAAACUUCCAGUAGCAGCUGAAUAACUUGUCUUGGAUAUUUACCAGGUGCUGUGGUUGGAGCUUACUGUUUCUGCAUGUGGUAUUGAGGUGUUAUGUCAGCAUCUGCUGCAAACUGUUUACAGACACCGUUAUUACAGUUUUAUCCCUGUCAUGUCUAAAUGGCACAUUUUCCAUUCCUAAACAUGCAUUCUCAUAAGAGCGUUUUUUUGAACAGUAGUAGAUUUUUUUUGUUGUUGUUCGUUAUUUUAAAAUGUGAUUCGGCCUUAAGGGUAUCCCUCAUUAUCUGCAAGAGCAUCAAAGGUCAAUCUGCCAUCAGUUUCAAUCUCAAGAUUUUAUUUAGAUUUUAUAAUCUAAAAAUCCUGCCCAGUGACUUGAUAUAAGUGCAGGAACCAAAAUCAGACAAAAUAAGAUGGAUACUAUUAAAUGAGAUACACACACAUACAUAUACACAGCCGGGCGGCAGAACAUUAUAGCCGGGAGCACUUUUAACGGAAAAAUAAGCUUGCCUUUUAACUUAAAUAUAUAAUGCGACAAAUAAUUUGAAUAAUGUGUUGUCUUUCGUUGACUAUAUCUGGUUGUUCUUUUUUAUGUUCUACAUUUUCUUUUUCAUUACUGUUUUUUUAUUAUGGUAAAUUUACCGUGCUUAUUUAGGGAUUCUACGAUUUGAUUGGGGAAAGAUAACGUAGGGUUAAUGGAGUUCACAAAAAAAAAAAAACGAUAACCUUUGCACUUACUGGUUAGCUUAAUUUAUUGAGCCUGUUGCUUCAUUUAAAUUGUUUUCUUCUAUUUUUGUUUCUCACUGUUCUACAUUUUUUGAAUGCAAGUGUGCAUUUUAACAAUUUUUUUUAUUUUAUUUUUUAUUACAAAACAGUACUGGCACACGUUUGGUCACCAUCAUGAAACCGCAGUGUAAUAAUCCAGCACCGCUGCACUUAAGCAUUUGUAUGUCAGCUGACAAUGUUCAGCUGAUAUCCCAUCACGACUUUCUCAAAGGUGUACAGCUUCUAUAUAUGAACCCCCAGUGCAUAUGUAUAGCUAUUAUGUACUGUACUUCUUCUCCCUUUUGACCCCCUGCAUUCAUUGUCACUAUUUUUGCUUUGAAAGUAAUUGGUUAUUUUUUAGCAGUCAUUUUUAACGCUUUAGCCUCUCGAAGUGCUUAACACAGAAAACCCGCCCCUUCAACUCUCUGAUUGGUUAAAUGUUGUGUCAAGACUUAACACAGCUGUCAUGAGGUUCCAAGAUUUUUUUUUUUUCACGCAGCAACGGUCGCAGAGCCUACAAAGGCACCACGAAAUGUUCCUGUUAGGACAACUGAGGAAGUUAGCACCUCUGGUCACUGUUUUUAAAGUAACAAAAAUGCUUAUUCACUGCCAAACAUGAACUACUUUAGAUGUGUGAUGGCUGCAGUAUAGGAUACUGACCUUAGAUUUAGGGUUUCGGUGCUGGGAGAGGAUUAUUCAUUGUUUUAUUAACAAUAAUAUGAUAACCAAUCAGAGUGCAGUGUCCUGACAGGAACAUUUGGUAGUACCUUUUUAAGGACAGCGCAACGGUCUGCUAGAAGCUAAAUCAAUCUUUAUUUCACUGUAUUUAUUAUUAUUAUUAUUAUUUAUCUCUUAGCAGACGCCCUUAUCCAGGGCGACUUACAAUCGCAAGCAAAUACAAAUACAUUCAAGUGUUACAAUAUAAGUCAUACAAUAAGAACAAGAAAUACAAUAAUUCUCAAGUGUGACAAACCACAAUUCAAUAAUACAGCAGAUAAUAGUGAAAGUUACAUCAGGAUAUGAUUAAGUAGUGAUAGUUACAUCAGGAUAUGAUUAAGUACAAAAUACUACAGAUUAAACACUUGGCAGAUUACAAUAUUCUGAGGUACAGGAUUAAAUGCAGUAAAAUAGGGGGCAGAUAAGAGCAAAAUAAAGCAUAUUUAAAUGAAGGGUGAUAGUGUCCCAGGAUACAACAGAGGAGUUCUACAGGUGCUGUUUGAAGAGGUGAGUCUUAAGGAGGCGCCGGAAUGUUGUUGCUGUAUCUUGUAAAGCGCUUUGUGAUGGUGGUCCACUAUGAAAAGUGCUAUAUAAAAUAAAGAUUGAUUGUUAAAGGCACAGUAGCAUCUGCAAGACGGGCGGGUCAGGUUUUUUCAGCCUGAGGAGAACCCUGUUUGUAUGUAGAUCUAUAGAUAGAGGGAGUGAUACAGAUUAAAAAAAAAAAAAAAAUUCAAUUAAAGAUGCUUUGACCGUAAUUCAGCUGGAAUCCAGUUAGAAUUGAUCUUCAUAAUAUUGAUCAUUUAAAGCAACUCAUUGAAAAGGUAUGGCAGAUAGUGGGGUAUAUUACAGUUUAUCAUUGUACAUCUAUCAUAAAGCGGCGCUGUACUGUUGCAGGACACUCAGAACUGAACUACAGCUACUGCUCACUGCAUGGUAUCUUUAGUCUGUGUUUGGUGAAGUUAGUAAAUGUGCUUCAUAUGUUACAAAAAAAACCUAUAAGAAAUUACAUUAUUUUAAUGAGAAAAGUAUGACAAGUGAGUGUGGUUCAGUCUGUUUUAUUGGGAACAAAAGUUUGUUGAUGCAGUUUAAGUGGAAUGGUCCCAUUCUUAAUGCUCUGCAUUGUGUGGUGUCAUAAAGAUAAAUGGGGUCCAGUAAACUGUAGAACUUGUCUAGAAGUGAUGUGUCGAUGGCUUUGUGUUGUGUGUGUGUUCCUUUCCCUUGUAAAUCUGUAGAUUCCACUGGAGAAUAAAUUAAUAAUAACAGAAUUUUAAUUAUUUAUUAGAGUUGAUCUAAAUGAUCUUGUAUUGUUAUGAUAAAUAUGUAAUGUUUCUAAAAGCUCUAUGUCUGAUACUUUAAGAACUUCCCUGUGGUGUAUAUAUUCAAUUUACUGACUUGCAUCAAAGACUAGUGACGGGUGUUCGUUCUUAUUUCCUGUUUUUGUGAAUAUUAUUUCUCCUAAAUGUGACAAUAAAUAUUUACGUACAGUAAAAGAUGGGUUGCA